Molecule: messenger RNA, 2397 nt
Organism: Arabidopsis arenosa
Lineage: Eukaryota; Viridiplantae; Streptophyta; Magnoliopsida; Brassicales; Brassicaceae
Source: the annotation of a GenBank genome assembly
CCCCAAUUUUUUUUUUGUUUUAAUUUUUCCCAAUUUAAUUUCGAGUCUGCGAAUGGAACCACCGCCUUCUUCUCUUUCCUCCACCGCGGUGGCUUCCUCCUCAAUCCCCGCCGCUACGGCCCCUGUUCCUCCUCCUCCACCUCCUCACGUGACUUCUUCUUACCCCGAAUCUCUCGACUCUUCCCCUCGUUCUCGCACCACCGAUGGCUGGGAUGACCUUCCUGCUCCUUCCGGCGGCGGUGGAAGCGCCGUCUCUUCUAAACUCCGUCUUAUGUGCAGCUACGGCGGUCAUAUCCUUCCUCGCCCUCACGAUAAGUCUCUCUGCUACAUGGGCGGCGACACUCGCAUCGUCGUCGUCGAUCGCAACUCCUCUCUCCCUUCUCUCCUCGCUCGUCUCUCCAACACGCUUCUCGACGGUCGCUCCUUCACCCUCAAGUACCAGUUACCCAGCGAAGACCUUGACUCUCUCAUCUCCGUCACUACCGACGAAGAUCUCGACAACAUGAUCGAGGAGUAUGACCGUACCAUCUCCGCUUCCAAUUCCACCAAACCCUCGCGCCUCCGUUUGUUUCUCUUCACCUCCAAGCCUGAGGCUACUCAGUCUAUGGGUCAGAUCCUCGAGAGCUCUGCCAAGAGCGACGAUUGGUUCCUCAACGCUCUCAACAGCGCUGGUCUCCUCAAUCGCGGAUUCUCUGAUUCCGAUGCCAACGUCAAUCGUUUGCUUGGUUUGGACGAUACUCUUGCUCUCCGCUCUAAUUCCGGUGACAACAACACCAAUCGAGAUGGAGAUGAUGGCUCCGUUAAAAGCGCCAAGCAACAACAGAUCCAGCAGCCUCCGCCGCCGCAAGGAGGCCAAGAUGUGAACUGCUUACCGGAUUCUCCCAUGUUGGAUACAUCCUCUUCUUUCGGCUCUACUUCUUCCUCUCCCUCUCUCGCCAAUUUGCCUCCGAUUCGUGUCCAUGUAGAGGAACCCGGCGGGGUUAGGACUUUGCCAGAUCAGAGAAAUCUGGGAAUCGAAGAACAAUUCGCACGAUUCAACGUUGGGAACAAGCAUCAGCUACAGGACGACGGAUUUGCUGCGAUCUCUUCACCACCGCCGAUGCCUGUCACAAUCGCCCUUCCUGCUGCGCCUGUGAGUGCUGCGACCGUCUCAAAUGAGUUCCAGGCGAGGGUUUUCUCGGACGACGAGAGAUCCGAUCACGGCGUGACGGCUGGAUACAGAAAACCUCCGACUCCGCGAUCGCAGCCGCAGAAUCUACCGCCUCAGCAGGCUCAUCAGCUGAAGUCAAAUAGCGGUGGACACGAGCUGCCAUCACCAAAUUCCGUUUCCAGUGAUAGCAGUAUGAGCAACCCAAUGUUUCACCAAAGACCUUCUGUCUAUCAAGAACCAACUGCUCAGAUGCCCUCUGGCUCUACCGUAGUUACUGGUAUGAUCAAUCCCUCGGAUCCCAGCACACUUUUGUCCCAACAUCAGAAUCAGGACCCAGCCUACAUCCUUCACCCCCAAUUUGAGCAACAAUCUGCACAAUCUCAGCCACAACAGCAGCAACAGUUCAUACACACUGCUCCUCCUCCUCCUCAAUACAUUCAUCACCAUCCGUCUAGCGGCCUUCCUGUUCAGACUUACAUCCAGGUUUACCCUUCGCAACAGCCGCAGUCCUUCCACCAACACCCAGGUCGACUGGAUCAGCAGCCUUAUCCUGUUUAUUAUGUCACUGCUCCCGUCCCACCUAGGCCCUACAGUAUGCCCGUGCCACAAUCUCCAAGUGUGAGCGAGGCUCCAGGUUCACUCCCUUCUAGCCAUCCCAACUCUACCAUGAUGCCUCCACCUCCUAACAACCACAUGAGAAGUGUUAGCGGUGGCAAACCUGAGAUGGGACAGGCUGGGGUUUACACAACAGCCCCAGGUGUGGGCGGUGCUCAGAUGGUUCACCAGAUCCCAACAAACCAGCAGCAAUUCAUGGGGUAUUCGCAGAUCCGUCACCCUCCUCAGUCUGGUUCAGCUGGGAAUCCAAACUAUGGAUAUGAAUACGCCGACAAUGCUCAUACACAGAUAUACUACACUCAACCUCUGGGACAUGCACAGUACCAGACAAUGACAGGGCCUCCACCUGCCAUGGUGAUGCCUGAUGGCUCUGCUGCUGCUAAGCUUCCAGCUGAGAACAUGACUCAACAGAUCCGGAGUUCACAGCCAUUGUGACACACAAGGAACACAGGAAGAUGAACCACAAAAUUUUGGAAGAAGCCACGGGUUGGUUUUUAAACAUAUAAAUAUAUAAGUUACUUUUUUCUCUUCUUUUACAAGUUGCUGCAUCAAAAAAAGAGUCUGGCGUCAUGUUGGUUUGGUAUUAUGGAUUAUGUUUAAAAGUGUUGUGUGAGUAAAUUAAAUAGACAAAU